Messenger RNA from Notechis scutatus (mainland tiger snake), 1029 nucleotides. NCBI's taxonomy places the organism in Eukaryota, Metazoa, Chordata, Lepidosauria, Squamata, Elapidae. The record is from RefSeq and is a predicted model, not a curated record.
AUGGCGUACAAAUUUAACAGGAAUAAGACUGUAUAUUGUCUUCACUGGCUUCUGUGGCAUGGAGCUGAUCAGACUGCGGUGACCGUAAGAGGCUGGACUGCAGCUCAUUUGGCUGCCAUUCGAGGUCAGGAUGCCUGCAUGCAGGCCCUUCAUCUCAAUGCUGUGAAUCUAGGACUCCCAGAUGACCUAGGAUGUACUCCAGCACAUCUGGCAGCGACCCACGGACAUUCAUUCACUUUACAAACCAUACUCCGGAGCGGAGUGGAUGUCAACGCUUCUGAUAAGAAUGACUGGAAACCUAUACACAAUGCUGCCUUCUACGGCCGGCUAGGCUGCCUCCAGCUUCUUGUCCGAUGGGGAGCUACAUUAGACGAUGCGGAUAAAGAUGGAAACCUUCCAGGUAUGGUAGGAGAAACAUCCCAGUCAUGCCAGAGGUUUGCCCAGCUGGCUGUGGUGGCGUAUCUGAAAAACAAGAUGGGAAAUGACUCCGAUCUGGAAAUCGACAUAAAAGACCCAACCUUUUUUGAACAUCAUGGUGUGGAAGGGAGCACAGAUAGCAAGGGAGAUCUGAAGGAAAACAAGCAAGAGAAAAUCGAUGCUCGGGAAAGAGCCUACCAGAAAGUGGAAGAGUUGCAAGGUCUUCUAGAAAUGGCCAUCAGCAACUUCAAGCAGCUUGGAGGCAUCACUCCUCGGGAAAGGCAGGCCAAACUCGAAGAGAAAAGGUUCGAAAGGACCGUCUCUGAGCUCAACGGGCAGCUGGAAUACGAGCAGAUGCGACGGGAGAAGUUGGAAGCUCAACUGGACGAAGCCCGAGCAGAAAUCGGAAAACUUAAAAAGCUACAAGGAAAAAACGAGAUGUCUUCAACCCAUAAGCUCUCUGUGGAGUCAUUGGAUUUCUUGAAAGAAGAGCCUGAUUUAGACACAGCCGCCUCCGAUUUGCCUAAAGUGAGUUUUGACACCAAGAAAGAGAAGAGAUUGAAGAAAAGACCCCUCUUCGGCCCUGGGGGUGUGAUUGUAAAAAGAUUCUAA